AUGCUAAUUCCAAAAAAUUAGAAUAUCUUAUAAUAGGAGCUUGAUUUAGUAAUAAUUAUAUUUAUUUAAUAUUCAAUUACAGAUGCUACUGUUUGCACUGCAAAAAAAUUAGAGGAGUUAUAAAUAGAUUUUAUGAGAAGAGAAGACUGGUUUGAUAUAUUUUUGUUGUAAGAAAUUUCAAUUGAAAAUGAACAUUUGUCUCUAUUUUAUUUGAAUGUACCUACAUUAACUUUGAAUUUUAUUGAAAAAAGUUAAUUUAUAAAGAUUAAAUAGGGAAAAAGAACUUAAUUACUUAAAUCUUUAUUAUUGUAAAUACUAUUUAUUUGAAUUUAGAAUGAUGGUUUUUUACUUUAGACAUUCAAUUUUUCUUAGGAUUAUUAGAUUAAAAAGCAUAAUUUUAUACUCUUCAUUGGAAAAAUUAAAUCAAAAAUAAAUUAGGUCUUGA
Paramecium sonneborni is the source of this 445-nucleotide messenger RNA. The record is from the annotation of a GenBank genome assembly. NCBI's taxonomy places the organism in Eukaryota, Ciliophora, Oligohymenophorea, Peniculida, Parameciidae.